ACCAUCUGGCCCUGGACCUUUGUUAAUCUUAACCUGUUCAAGUCUCUUUUGAAUUUCUUCUUGUGUGAACCAUGCUCAUGUGUCUGGGAGUAACGUAUUGGACUCUGUUUGUUGCGAGCUGUUCCGUAAUUCCCCAGGAGGUAAGAGUCGAUGUAUUGGAUGGUCAAUGAGAUUUCACUUCGCGUAUAACCUGUACUCAGUAAUAUUAAUUCUUCAUGAAUCCUAACUUAUAAAAAAUUGUACCCUCUUAUCCUUUUGUGGGGUUGGACCAUCCCUUUUAUACGGAGUGCCGUGGCCGCAAUAGAAAGUUUUUUUGCAGGCAUUUCCCUGACCCUGAUUGAUGACCUGUGCCCACCUGAAAAUCGACGAGGGACUUUAUGCAUGUUUAACAGUUUCAGCUAUAUAAUGGGUGCCUUUGGGAUCGUUGUGGGAGCAAUUGUGCCAGUCUACUUAGGCUCAAACUGGCGUCAUGCACUGCAGACAGUUGCAGGCUUGGGAUUAGUGUGCCUAGUGUUGCUAAUCUGUUUCAUGAAGGAACCACCUAGAUGCUACACUGAGGACCACAGUGAUGACCCUCAGAUGCAGAUCCUCAGUUUCCAAUAUAUUUGGAAGUUGACCUCCUCCUUCUUCAAAAAUCUGAGGAUGCUAUUUAAAAUACGGACCUUUGUUUUUCUCACCUUCGCUUCAUGGUCCGUGACGUUCAUUAAUGAAGCCAUGUUUGCCCUUGUUCCUGAUUUCCUGAACCAAACCAGGGCCGUGACAAGCAGUUUGUUUCCCUGUCUGUUGCCAGAUUGUUACUACAGCGACUUCAUGAUCUAUGGUUUGAUUAAAUACAUGGCUGACAUAGUGGGGAUACAAAUAGGAAUGGUGAUCAUCACUCGGUGGUUCAAGAUGUGUCCAUUCGCUGAUCGACUGGUAUCUGGUUUAGGACUUUUGGCCUCUGGAUCUUUCAUAUGCAUCUUCCUUUUCAGUGUAGAAAUCAGCUUUACCCUUGCCUAUGGGUUCAUCUUUGUAGGUGGCGUUCUACUGAAUAUAAACCAGGCUGUAGCUACUGACAUGAUACUGUCGGUAGUAAUGCCAAAUUCCCGUGGCACAGCAAUAGCCUUGCAGGGUUUUAUAGCACAGUUAGGAGGAGGGGUAUUUGCCCCAUUUAUCAUUGAGAAGAUUUCUGAGGUGAUCCAGAUGUGGCAACCAGAAACCAGCCCAUUGCACUGCUUGCAACAUGCCUUGAUAAUAUUGACAUUUCUGGCAGUGAUUGGAGGAUGCUUCUUCCUCUGUACAAUCUUUUAUGAAGAGGAUCGGAAAGUAGUUGAACAGGCCCGCACCCCAAGCCCACCACCUGAAUUGAACCUACAGGACAUACUGGUGUACGACUCUGAAGAUCCUGGAUAUGCUGCUCAGCCUUCUCUAGAAUUGGCUCCUGAGUCUCCAGAUUCUGCUGCAGAACUACCUGCUCAGCCCCCAGAUCUUGAUACAUGCAGGUUCUGCUGCUUUCCCUUUCUAGGACUGGCUCCUAAGCUUUCAGAUCCUUCUCCAGAGAUACCUGCUCAGCCUCCAGAUCCUUCUCUAGGACUGGCUCCCGAGCCUCCAGAUCCUGCUCCAGAACUACCUGCUCAGCCUCCAGAUCCUUCUGUAGGACUGGCUCCCGAGCCUCCAGAUCCUGCUACAGAACUACCUGCUGAGCCUCCAGAUCCUGAUACAUGCAGGUCCUGCUGCUUUCGCUUUCCCUUUCCUAGGACUGGCUCCUGAGCUUCCAGAUCCUGCUCCAGAACUACCUUCAUUAAUGAAGCCAUGUUUGCCGUUGUUAAUGAUUUCCUGAACCGAACCAGGGCUGUGACAAGCAGUUUAUUUCCCUGUCUGUUGUCAGAUUGUUACUACAGCGACUUGUAAGUCUCCAGAACUUGUACAUAUUUAGGGCCAGAUUUAUCAAGGGUCGAAUUUAAAAUUCAUGGGAAUGGGAAACACAUGAGGGAAACGAGGUGGGUGGAGAACAGGGAGGAGAAAACUAUAGACAGGGAGAACACCUGAACAUAUAGCAUAGGAACCAGAGCCAGCCCUAAGAGCCUCCAGUGGCUCAUGGAGUAAGUGCAGCACACAGGGUUCAAGUCCCGGGCUGGUCCUUACAUAACCCCCCCCCACUUGAGGAUCGACCACCGGGCAAUCCCAAAGUCGAAUGCCCCCCCAUACUUUUUAGUCCAAUAAGUGGAACACUACUAGGACCCGGAAUGGGGGCAUCAAAAGGAACAGAAACCACUUCGCAAGAGUCAUGAACCACCUCUCCAGGAUCAGGGACCAGAGCAGAAACAUCACAGGCACCCAUUACAGGUGGCGAACCAGGAGGCACCCAUUCUGAUUAGAAGAAAAGAGGUUCCACCUAAAUAUU
Xenopus laevis (African clawed frog) is the source of this 2383-nucleotide messenger RNA. Its product is annotated as protein spinster homolog 1-like. NCBI's taxonomy places the organism in Eukaryota, Metazoa, Chordata, Amphibia, Anura, Pipidae. The transcript is spliced from 9 exons. The record is from RefSeq and is a predicted model, not a curated record. The coding region runs from base 382 to 1749 and encodes 455 amino acids.